AUGGCUGAAAUCGUUGUUAGUGCUGUCAUCACAGUGCUGUUGGAGAAGCUGCUCUCUGGUGACUUGAUGAAGCUGGCUCAAUCUGAAGGAAUCGAUUCUAAGCUUAAGAAAUGGAAGAAAACCUUGCUCAUAAUCCAAGCUGUCCUUACUGAUGCAGGCCAUAAGCAGAUAAAAGAGAGAGCUGUUCAAUUGUGGCUGAAUGAUCUCCAAGAUUUAGCCUAUGACAUAGACGAUGUACUCGAUGAUUUGGCAACUGAUGUUGGGUUACGCAAGUUGAAUCAAGAAUUUCGUGAUAGCACCAACACUAAUAAGGUAUUGAAGUUCUUUGCAAAUUGUUAUACUAAUUUUGGUCCUCCCAACUUUAUGUAUGGUCGUGAGAUGAGCUCUAAGCUGGAUGAGAUUACAACCAGAUUACUUGAUCUUGUUGAGGUGAAAAUCGGUCUGGGUUUGAAUGUGAAUUCAAAUCUUGAAAGGUCAAAUGAAAAACGUUUGGAGCAAACGUCAUUGGUUGAUGAGUCCAAAAUCAUAGGUAGGGAAGGCGAUAAAGAGGUAUUGAUGGGGAAGUUGUUGGAUAAUAAUGAAAAUGUAAAGAUAGUAUCCAUAGUUGGUAUGGGUGGGAUAGGAAAAACCACUCUUGCGAAAGUUUUGUACAACGAGGAGAAAGUGAUAGAGCAUUUUGAACUCAUGGCAUGGGUUUGUGUUUCAGAAGAAUUCAAUGUGUUUAAUAUCUGCAAGGCUAUUUUUGAUGGUGUAGGUGGGGAGAACAAAAGCUUUUCUACUCUUAAUGACCUUCAUGUGGCCCUCAAAAAAGAAAUCAAUAAGAAAAGGUUCCUUGUUGUUCUAGACGAUGUUUGGAACGAAGACCAUAGUAAGUGGGAGCUCCUCCAAAGCCCUCUUCAAGGGGGACAUGGGAGUAAAAUUAUGGUCACAGCAAGGAAUACCGGGGUUGCAUCGGUGAUGGAUUCUGAUGAAAGUUACGAUCUUGGGCUUUUGUCAAAUGAAGAUGCUCUAUCUUUACUUGCCCAACAUGCCCUUGGUGAGAAAAACUUUGAGAAACAUACACGCCUUAGAUUACAUGGUGAGGGUAUCGUGAGAAAAUGCGGUAGAUUGCCUUUGGCUUUGAAAUCACUUGGGAGAGUCUUGAAGACAACUCUAAGACUUAGCUACUAUCAUCUCCCUUCACAUUUGAAGCUAUUGUUUGCAUACUGCUCAUUAUUUCCCAAAGACUAUGUUUUUAGAAAGAAUGAUUUAGUCCUGCUAUGGAUGGCAGAAGGAUUUUUGUCUGGAUCAAAAGGGAACAAGUCAAAGGAGAGUUUGGGUCAUCAGUAUUUUGAAGAACUAAAGUCAAGGUUGUUUUUUCAGCAUUCAACAAUUGACAAAUUAGGUUAUGCAAUGCAUGACCUUGUAAACGACUUGACCACAAGUGUCGCAGGAGAAUUUUUCUUUAGAUUAGAUGAUAACAUGGAUGUAUCCGGGAUGAAUGAAACUUUUGAGAAGUUUCGUCACUUUUCACUUAUAGGUUCGGGAGGAAGAUCAUAUAGAAAGCUCAACGAAUUACAAAGAGCCAGAUGCUUGCGGACAUUCUUAUUGUUGUCAUUUCGAGAGCAUAGUUACCCAUCAGACAAAGUAAUCGAUAAAUUACUUUCUAAACCAUCAUUCUUAAGGGUGUUAAGCUUAUCUAAAUAUGUAAUCACAAAGGUACCACAAUCCAUUGGCAGUCUUAAGCAUCUGAGUCGAGACCAAAUCCAUUUUUCUCUCAAGGUCGUCGGCGAUCGCAGGGUGUUUCCAGCACUCGAGUUCAUCGUCCACCAUAAAGGUAAGUGUUUUGGUCCUUCAUUGCUUCUUAAUUUGUAA
Lactuca virosa is the source of this 1854-nucleotide messenger RNA. Lineage: Eukaryota; Viridiplantae; Streptophyta; Magnoliopsida; Asterales; Asteraceae. The record is from the annotation of a GenBank genome assembly.